AUGGCCACUAUUGGAGAAGACCAUCCCACGCGCAAGACUCGCGAUCUUCCCAGUGCCCCAGAGCCAGGGACGCCACCGCCGCCUGCCCUAGAGCCAGGGACCCCGCCGCCGCCUACCCCAGCCCGCCGCCGCCUACCCCAGCCCGCCGCCGCCUACCCCAGCCCGCCGCCGCCUACCCCAGCCCGCCGCCGCCUACCCCAGCCCGCCGCCGCCUACCCCAGCCCGCCGGACCACCGAACCCGCUCACGACUACGACUCCUCAGGUCAACUUGGACACCGCCGGAAACGGAAAUUCACAGUGGCGCCGACUCGGCGGAGGGAAACAAGAAGACAGAAAAAAGAGACCGGCGCCUGGAGGACGUUCAGGGGAAAGCUGGAAGGAAGACUCCCCAACAGCUGAGUGCCGGCGCCGGCGCCGUCUGCGCAGGAUUUGGUAACGUGGGCCUACACUCUAUGAGAUAUUUACAUCGUUUUGGUGCUAAAUGUAUUGCUGUUGGUGAGUCUGAUGGGAGUAUAUGGAAUCCAGAUGGUAUUGACCCAAAGGAACUGGAAGACUUCAAAUUGCAACAUGGGUCCAUUCUGGGCUUCCCCAAGGCAAAGCCCUAUGAAGGAAGCAUCUUGGAGGCCGACUGUGACAUACUGAUCCCAGCUGCCAGUGAGAAGCAGUUGACCAAAUCCAACGCGCCCAGAGUCAAAGCCAAGAUCAUUGCUGAAGGUGCCAAUGGGCCAACAACUCCAGAAGCGGACAAGAUCUUCCUGGAGAGAAACAUUAUGGUUAUUCCAGAUCUCUACCUGAAUGCUGGAGGAGUGACAGUAUCUUACUUUGAGUGGCUGAAGAAUCUAAAUCAUGUCAGCUAUGGCCAUUUGACCUUCAAAUAUGAAAGGGAUUCUAACUACCACUUGCUCAUGUCUGUUCAAGAGAGUUUAGAAAGAAAAUUUGGAAAGCAUCGUGGAACUGUUCCCAUUGUACCCACAGCAGAGUUCCAAGACAGGAUAUCGGUGAGUGUGCUCACCCCACAGUUGUACUUUACACAUGCUCUCUGCUCUUUUGUUCAGACAGAGCUGGUUAGAUGGAUUUCAUUUAUGGCAUAGUCUUUGUAAUUAGCU
Molecule: messenger RNA, 1107 nt
Organism: Rhinopithecus roxellana (golden snub-nosed monkey)
Lineage: Eukaryota; Metazoa; Chordata; Mammalia; Primates; Cercopithecidae
Product: glutamate dehydrogenase 1, mitochondrial-like
Exons: 7
Coding region: 1-1092 (363 amino acids)
Biological process (GO): L-glutamate catabolic process
Cellular component (GO): mitochondrion
Molecular function (GO): L-glutamate dehydrogenase (NAD+) activity
Source: RefSeq, a predicted model, not a curated record